Messenger RNA from Chrysoperla carnea, 7842 nucleotides. RefSeq names its product dedicator of cytokinesis protein 7 (gene Zir). The coding region runs from base 20 to 7000 and encodes 2326 amino acids. Gene Ontology annotation, biological process: small GTPase-mediated signal transduction; positive regulation of GTPase activity. The transcript is spliced from 22 exons. NCBI's taxonomy places the organism in Eukaryota, Metazoa, Arthropoda, Insecta, Neuroptera, Chrysopidae. The record is from RefSeq and is a predicted model, not a curated record. Gene Ontology annotation, molecular function: guanyl-nucleotide exchange factor activity.
UGUCAAGUUUGACAAGCAAAUGGCAUCUGUGCAAAGGGCGUUUGCCCAAAAACUUUCAAAACAACAUGCAGCGGAUGUCCGGCGAAAUGUUUCUGGCCAAAAUACAUUUAAACCAGCUUCAAUAUCUGGAUGUUCGUCUUCUAUAUCAUUAAAUGAUCUAGCCGAACCAUUAGAUUACGAAGAUUUUUUAUCAUCACAUCAAUUAAUUAUUGAACGUGAUCCUUUACGUCGUAUGCUUGACUUUCCUCAUAAUGAUGUUGAAGUGUGUACAGUGCGACGGAAAAUACGUACUUUAUCACAUAUUGUACCCGAAGAAGAUAUAUUAGAAUUACCACCAAGGGUACAAGCAUGCAUACGAUGCUAUACAAGCGAUUGGCGUAUUGUACGCUACUGUUAUCGUCAAUACAGUAGCUCAAGUGGACAUGCUAUUCGUCAGAAUUCUCGUCUGACGUUACUACAUUCAAUUCCACGACAAGAGUUUGAGAUUGAUAAUCAGAAUACUGAUACUGUUUCAACUGUUGACAACAGCUUUAAGUUUGAUUGUGAAACUCCAACACCAUCAUCUUCGUCAUCAUCAACAACAACACUAGGUGGUGCAGGAAGUGGAGGUGGAGGCCGCCAAUCAGUGGUAUCUAACUCAUCUUCAUCAUGUGCAACAGAUACAACACUAACACCACGUAAUUCGUGGGCCAGUUUUGAUUUACGAAAUAGCUCUAGUGAUCCAUUAUUAGUUGAAUUAUUUGAUCGUACGGCACCAGAACAAUUGGAUCAGUUAAAUGAAGCACGUCGUCAAGAAUGCCGUCAAGAAUAUCUAUUUAAUUUAUAUUCUAUUAAUAAUGAUACUAAUAAUGAUUUUAUUACAACAAUACAAUCAUCGACAUCAUCUACUUCAUCAACAGGAUGUACAAGUUCAGCAAAUAAUAUCGAACGUCGUAUACAAGCUGAUGUUCCUGUAGAACAUCAAGGGCAUCGUAUUUUGGUUAAAUGUUUAAUGUUAAAAUUUGAGAUCGAAGUUGAACCAAUAUUUGCAUCAAUGGCAUUAUAUGAUGCAAAAGAUAAAAAGAAAUUAUCAGAGAAUUUUUAUUUUGAUAUGAAUACGGAACAAAUCAAACGGAUGUUAGGUGGUCAUAUUCCGUAUAGUGAUGUCAGUACUAUGAGUCGUUCGGCCAUCUUUAAUAUUACCAAUCCAUUAUCUGAUAUUUUUAUUGUUAUCAAAUUAGAAAAAGUACUGCAAGGUGAUAUUAAUGAAUGUAUUGAACCAUAUUUAAAAGAUGACAAUAAAAAUCGUGACAAAAUUAAAUCAAAUGCUGUGUCAAUGUGCGAACGUUUAGGAAAAUAUCGUCAACCAUUUGCUUGGACAGCAAUUUCUUUAAUAAAUGUAAUAACCGGUGUUAAUUCGCUAGAACGUGACUCAACCACAACAACCUCUUCAUCUUCGGGCACACUUAGUGAUCGUGAUAGUAACAGUACAUUUUCAUUUAUAUCAUCUGGUACCAAUAGUUUAGAACGUAAAACAUCUCUAUCGCAAACUUCAUCGACAUCAUCGCCCGGAGAUCGAUCAAGUGGUGGCGGUCUCACAGAACAAUUAAGACGUCGUGCCACAGAUGUGGGUGGUUCAUUAACACGCCGUGGGUCAUUAGAACGUCAUCAGCGACAGCAAGAUCAAAUACCGAAUUAUACGAGCGAAUAUUUAGCACAACAAUUAGAUUCAUUUCGUCCAAUCACUAUUACUGUUUCAAGCUUUUUUAAACAAGAAAAUGAUCGUUUACGUGACGAAGAUUUAUAUAAAUUUUUACAAGAAUUAAAACGUCCAUGCGCUGUUAUGAAAAAAUUAAAAUGUAUACCGGGUAUUUUAAAAUUAGAUAUUGCACCAUGUCCAGAAGAAGUCAAAUGUGCAUUAACACCGGAAUUACAUCGUUUAAAUCCAUAUCCAGAUGAAAAAUGUCGACCAAUUAAGGAAAUUUUAGAAUUUCCAUUACGCGAAAUAUUAGUACCACAUUAUAAUUAUAGAAAUUUAUUAUAUAUCAACCCAAAAGAAUUAAAUUUCUCAAAUCGAGCAGGAUCAGCACGAAAUAUUGCUGUACGCGUACAAUUAAUGUGUGGUGAAAACCCAGAAAGUGCAAUGGAAAGUAUUUUUGGUAAAUCGUCAUGUCCAGAAUUUACGAAUGAAGCAUACACAUCAAUUAGCUAUCAUAACAAAUGUCCAGUAUUUUAUGAUGAAAUCAAAAUGAAACUACCAGCAUUAUUAAAAGAUAAUCAUCAUAUUUUAUUUACAAUGUAUCACAUUUCAUGUCAACGUAAAGCUAAUUUGAAUUCAGCAGCCACAACAAUUACCAUCGAUCAACAAUCGAAUAAUGUGGAUACACCAGUUGGUUAUACUUGGUUACCAAUUUUACGUGAUGGGCAAUUGAUUAAAAAUGGUGAAUAUUGUUUACCCGUAAUGUUAGAGCCACCACCAUCAAAUUAUAGUUACAUACCGUCAGAUGUAUGGUUACCAGGUACAAAAUGGUUAGACAAUCAUAAAAGUGUAUUUACGAUCAAUAUUAAUAUACAAUCUACAAUACAUACACAAGAUCAAUAUUUAGAACACUUCUUGACAACGUUGGAUUUAUUUGAACAAGGUUCAAUGCAUAAUCAUCAUCGGUAUUAUAAUGAUCAUCAAACUAAUACAGGUACAAAUGUUGGCAACAAUGUAACCGGAAAUGCAAUUGAAAUCGAAAUAAAACAAUCAAUCAAACAAUUAUAUUUAACACAAACAAAUAUAUUAAUAAAAUUUUUACCAAUUGUUUUUGAUAUAUUAAUACGUUUAUUAAUUAAACCAUUAACAAUAACAGCAAACAUUCAACAACAACAGCAACAACAACAAUCAUUAAAUGUAUCAACAAUUGUAUUUGAAACAUUAUGUCAUUUAAUUAAUAACAUUAAUAAUUAUAAUUACAAUGAUUAUGAACAAUGUGAAAUUGAUAAUGAACAACAACAACAAUAUUAUCAACAUAAUCAGCAACAACAUGAUCAUCAUUAUGGUAGAAAUCCAUUGUUGAUAUCGUAUAUUAAUUAUCAAUGUAAUAUACCGCAUCCAUUAAAAACGACUACAACAAGUUCUCCAAGUAAGACAAAUGCAAUGACAAGAAGUAAUAGUAAUCCGGAUUUAUCAAUUGAAAUUAAUAAACAUUUGUUUGAAUUGCAACAGCAGCAACAACAAGGUAACAUCAAUCGUGGUGCACGUACGUUAGAUAGAACAUCAAGUAUGCGUACACCAACAACAACAGCACCAAAUAAUCAAUCAACGGGCGAUGAUGUAACAAUAUAUAAACGUUUACAUGAAGAACUUGUAUUACAAUGGGUUGUAUCUAGUGGACAAACAAAAGAUUUAGCGAUGUCAAAUUCUUGGAUUUUAUUUGAAUUAAUUAUAAAAUCAAUGGGUGAACAUUUAUCAUACACACAAUCAUUAGAUUUACAACGUAAAUUACGUUUUACAGAACAAUUUACAGAUGAUAUUACAACAUUAAUACAUACAAUUACAUCUGAGAUUAUAUCAAAAUUAACAACAUGUCAAACAAAUCAACAGUUAAAUCAACAACAAUAUCGUUUAGCAUACACGUUGAAUUGUUCAUUAGCAUUCUUUUUAUUUGAUUUGUUAUCAUUAAUGGAUCGUGGUUUUGUAUUGAAUUUAAUACGCACGUAUUGCAAACAAAUUAUUGCAAAAAUUACGUCAUUACCAGAUAUUGCUUAUCAUUUAAUUGAUUUUAAGAUUGACUUUUUACGAAUAAUAUGCUCACAUGAACAUUAUAUACCAAUAAAUUUACCAUUUGGUACACCAUAUACACAAUUAACAUCGGCACCCGUGUCACCAAAUCCAUCGAUAGCAUCAUCCAUAAGUCAAACAUCAUUUAUAUCAAAUUUAACUGGUAGUGGUGGUAAUUUACAUAAUGAACAACGUUGUAAUUUUAGUGAAUUAUCGGUUGAUUAUCGACAACAACACUUUUUAAUUGGUUUAUUAUUAUCUGAUUUAACUACAAUACUUGAUAUACAGAACCCACAAUUACAUUCUAAAAUCAUAGAUAUGUUAAAAAAUUUACUAACAAGCCACGACUUGGAUGAACGUUAUUCAUCUGUAGAAUGUCGUGCUCGUGUUGCAGUUUUAUAUUUACCAUUGUUAACAAUUGUUAUGGAUUCAUUAUCAAUAUUAUAUUAUAAUAAUAAUCAUAAUUACAACAUAGUUACAUACAACAAUGAUCAUAACAGUCAUCAUGAUUCAAGUGGUAAUAGUAUUAAUCAAUUUGUUGCAAUGGCUAUUGCUGGUACACACAAUAAUAAAGGUACAACUACGGCGGCAGUUACAACAGAUUCUACAUCAACCUAUCAUCAACAGAAUAGAAAAUUACAAUUAAAUGCAGAAGUGACACGCAAUUUGUUAAUAUGUUUCUUAUGGGUUAUUAAAAAUAUUGGACAAGAUGUAUUGACACAAUGGUUAAAUGAAUUAACAUCAUCGCGAUUACAAAAUUUGUUACAAGUAUUACAUGUUUGUAUUACAUGCUUUGAAUAUAAGGGUAAAAAAGAAUUGAAACGUUGUACACAACAAAAUUAUCGUAAAACAAUCGAUAUUAAGUCACGUUUAGAAGAUGUAAUACUUGGGCAAGGUUCUGCACGCUGUGAGAUGAUACAACGUCGUAACAAAGAUAAAUUACCAAUACAAUCAUCAUCAAAUGAUAAUAUAAAUAGUAGUGAUAAGUUACGUUGGCGUAAAGAACAAAUGAUUUAUCGUAGCUCACAAAUUGAUCGUGAACAAUCUGAAAGAAUAACACAAGAAUAUAUUGAAAUGGAUUCAUUAAUUGAAGGUACAUUAUCAAAUGAAACAAGUUUAAUUAUAUUGGAUUGCAUUGAGCGUAUUGUAACAGUAAUACAACAAACGUCAUUGAUUCACACACAAUCAAUAUAUUUUAAUAAUUACAUGUCAAUUGAUCAACAGCAUACAAAUAAUAUUAUCACGUUGUUAAAAGUGUUGUUACAUGGUUUAGCCUGUAAUCAAAGCACAAAUGUAUUGCAGCAUAUGUUUGCGACACAGCGUUCAUUAGUGUUUAAAUUUCAUAAUAUAUUAUUCGACGAUGAAAAUGAAUUAUGCGCAGAUUUAUGUUUAUUAUUACUGCGACAUUGUGGUUCUUAUAUGAUCGCAGUACGUGCCCAAGCUGCAGCAUCAUUAUAUUUAUUAAUGCGGCAAACAUUUGAAAUUGGUAAUAAUUUCGCACGUAUUAAAAUGCAAGUAACAAUGUCAUUAAGUUCAUUAGUUGGUACCAAUGCACGAUUUAGCGAAGAAUCUUUGCGAUGUUCUCUAAAAACGAUCUUAGAGUAUGCAGAAAAUGAUUUGAAUUUACAAGAAACUACAUUCCCUGAACAAGUUCGAGAUCUAGUCUUUAAUUUAUAUAUGAUUCUUUCUGAUACCGUUAAAAUGAAAGAAUUCCAAGAGGAUCCAGAAAUGUUAUUAGAUUUAAUGUACCGUAUAGCAAAAGGCUAUCAAAAUUCACCAGAUUUACGACUUACGUGGCUGGCGAAUAUGGCCCAAAAACAUAUGGAACAUAAUAAUCAUUCAGAGGCUGCCAUGUGUUUAAUACACUCUGCGGCUUUAGUAAGCGAAUAUAUUACAAUGCAAGAAUCAUUAACACAUUUACCUAUUGGAGCUGUGACGUUUGAGAAAGUUUCACCAAAUGUACUGUAUGAAAGUGCGGUCUCAGAUGAUGUGUUAAGUCCAGAACAUGAAGGUAUUUGUUUAGGAUCACAUUUCACUGAAGCGGGUUUACUUGGUUUGUUGGAACAUGCAGCAAGUUCAUUUUAUACAGCUGGAAUGUAUGAAGCCAUGAACGAUGUGUAUCGGAUUUGUAUACCCAUUGCGGAACAUAAUCGGGAUUUUAAGAAAUUAGCAAAUAUUCAUGGUAAAUUACACGAAGCCUAUACACGUAUCGAACAAUUGCAUGGUAAACGUGUAUUUGGUACAUAUUUUCGUGUUGGAUUUUAUGGCUCUAAAUUUGGAGAUUUAAAUCAAGAAGAGUUUAUAUAUAAAGAACCAACACUAACAAAACUACCAGAAAUAUUCAGUCGUUUAGAAAACUUUUAUGCAGAACGUUUUGGUUCGGAUAAUAUUAUAAUUAUCCAAGAUUCAAAUAUUGUGGACGUGGCACAAUUAGAUCCACAAAAAGCUUAUAUUCAAAUUACCUAUGUCGAACCAUAUUUUGAAUCCUAUGAACUACGUUAUCGUCAUACUCACUUCGAGAAGAAUUUUAACAUUAAACGUUUUGUUUAUGCUACACCAUUUACAUUGUCUGGUAGACCACAUGGAGAAUUGCACGAACAGUAUAAGCGAAAAACUAUAUUAACUACGGCAAUGUAUUUCCCAUAUGUGAAAACUCGAAUCCAAGUUGUGGAUCGUAAACAAAUUGUGUUGACACCAAUUGAAGUGGCGAUUGAAGAUAUACAAAAGAAGACUAUGGAAUUAGCACAAGCUACACAACAAGAGCCACCUGAUACUAAAAUCUUACAAAUGGUUUUACAAGGAUGUAUUGGUACAACUGUAAAUCAAGGUCCAAUGGAAAUGGCACAAGUAUUUUUAUCGCCAAAUAAAACGAAUAAUACAUCAUCUGUGUCGACAAUGAUGACUGAUAGUGGAGCUAACACUAAUACAUCUUCUACAUCACCUUCAACAAAUCGUAUAUUAACAAAACAUCAAAAUAAGUUACGUUUAUGCUUCAAAGAUUUUAGUAAAAAAUGUUUGGAUGCUUUGAAAAAGAAUAAAAAUUUAAUUGGUCCCGAUCAACGUGAUUAUCAACGUGAAUUGGAACGUAAUUAUCAUCGAUUUACUGAACGUUUACAACCGUUAAUUAAUAUUCAUCCCAAUCAUGUUCAACAUCAUCACCAUCAUCAUCAUCGGUCUACAUCUUCGUCUACGGCCACAAACAAUACAACAGCAACCUCAACGGCGAAUGCGAAUACGACUCCCUUGCGUUGGUGAAAAUUAAUUCAAUUUAAAAAGAAACAAGCUACUACGAAAGAGGAUACGAUAGAGAGAAGUGUUGAAUAAUGAUAACAAGAAGGAACACUAUUGUAAAACAAAUUAAAAUUUUGUCCAUCUGAAAACUUUUUUGACUGGAUUCAAUCGUUUUUAUAUUUCAUUUUUAUUGAAACAUGCUUAGAGCAAACUAUCCAAAAGAUACUGUGUUUCCAUGUAUUCGGGAAUAAUAUCUACUAAAUAAUCAGAUCUCUAGAAUUUUAACUUUAAAGAAAAAAUUUCAUUCAAAUAAAUUAAGUAUCUUCUUUUAAAAAUGGAAAAAAGUAUUUUGAGCUCAAUAUUUUUACAUGUUGGCAUGGGUUUUAUUAAAUGCCCUUAGAAAUGACUUUACAUUAUUAUUCUCUGGAGACAUCAUUCUCUGAAGUGUCAAGAUAUUGUGUGUCAUUAGAAAGUGGAAUAAUCAAAACUUUAAAACCAUGUUUUAAAUUUCCUCUCUAUCUUCUUUUUGUUAAAAAUAUUUUCGAUUAAAUUGAAAUCAGUGAGAAAUAGAUCAAUGAUAAUUUCAAUUAUUAUUAAAUAAAUAAAUAAUUGAAUGCGCCUUAAUUAUAUAGGCCUUUAAAUAGUAUUUAAAUAUACUGAGUGGGUCAUUUUAAUCUAAACACCUAAAUAUCUCGUUUUGUAGUUAACCAAUCAAAAAAUAACUUGAACAAAAGUUGCAGAGUUUGAUGAGGGACAUCAUGUUCGGACAUCAGAUUCAACCUAGUUCUUCAUGGUUCUUUAAUAGCCAAUUUAUUGCAUUUAAUCGAAAGAAAACAUGCUAACUACGAUAAAUAUAGGACAUUCGC